AUGGUCGCAAAGAUCUUUUUACUAACCGUCCUCCUGGUCGGUGUUAGCUGUCGGUACGUCUCGGUGCCGCAUGGACCCGCAGUAUUGUUAAUUGAUAGUGCCAACUUAUUGGAAGAUGACUUAGAAGAUUUAUACUCUGAUCAUGAAUUUGAAUCUGUAAGGCCAGUUUUCGUAAACUCAAGGGUUCGUCGUCAAAUAGGAGUAGCGAAUACUAACCCUGAUGGGACAGUCAAUUUAAGUGCUAAGGUUCCUAUCGCUGGUAAUGACAAGAACAUUUUGAGUGCUAUCGGCAGUGCUACUGCGCUAAGACCAGAUGGAAAAAGCUAUGGUUCUGUGAGUGGUGGACUGGCUUUGGACAAUGUGAACGGCCAUGGUUUGAGUCUCACAGGCAAACAUAUCCCAGACUUCGGUGAUCAAAUGACUGCAGCCGCUAAAGCGAACCUUUUCCACAAUGACCGUCACGACCUUACAGCUAAUGCCUUCGCUACUAAGACGAUGCCCAACAACCCAAUGAUUCCCGAUUUCAAAACGUAUGGAGCUGGUGUCGACUACAAUUUCAACAAUAAGCUCGGAGCUUCCGUAGGGGCAGCUCACACAGAUCUGUUCAAACGUACAGACUAUUCAGCGAUGGGUAACCUGAACUUGUUCAAGACGCCAUCCUCCUCCCUUGAUUUUAACGCUGGAUAUUCAAAAUCCAUUUCACCGUACAUACCUAAGAGCAAUUGGCAACCAACAUUCGGCAUGUCUUUUUCGAAGUAUUUU
This is a messenger RNA of Brenthis ino (lesser marbled fritillary), 762 nucleotides long. NCBI's taxonomy places the organism in Eukaryota, Metazoa, Arthropoda, Insecta, Lepidoptera, Nymphalidae. The record is from the annotation of a GenBank genome assembly.